Molecule: messenger RNA, 1007 nt
Organism: Pelobates fuscus (common spadefoot toad)
Lineage: Eukaryota; Metazoa; Chordata; Amphibia; Anura; Pelobatidae
Product: intelectin-1-like
Exons: 8
Coding region: 81-989 (302 amino acids)
Molecular function (GO): oligosaccharide binding
Source: RefSeq, a predicted model, not a curated record
CAAGUCUCUUCAAUAUAUGUAUCGGGAGUUUGAUAACACAGGAGUCAAAGCAUUUUAGAUUGCUGUAUACAUAAAUCAGGAUGUUGCUGAAAAUACUGUUGUUGGCUACACUUACUAUAAAGUGUUCUGAAAUGUGUGGUUACUCCUGUGAGAAAAACUUUGGCAGCUGUAAAGAAAUUAAACAAUGGGACAGAACAGCUAGAGAUGGGAUUUAUACACUGAUCACUGAAAACGGGACACCCUACAAUGCAUUCUGUGAUAUGACCACUAAUGGUGGUGGUUGGACUUUGGUGGCUAGCAUUCAUGAAAAUAACAUAUUGGGCAAAUGUACAACUGGAGAUAGAUGGUCCAACCAGCAAGGAAGUGAUCCCAACAACCCAGAGGGUGAUGGCAACUGGGCAAACUAUGCAACAUUUGGUACACCUGAAGGAGCCACUAGUGAUGACUACAAGAAUCAUGGAUAUUAUGAUAUCAGAGCUAGUGAUAUAGGUAUUUGGCAUGUUCCAAACAAAACUCCAUUACCAGCUUGGAAGAACGCAGCUUUGCUUCGAUAUCGAACAAACUCUGGAUUUCUACCAAAAGAAGGCGACAAUCUUUUCUACUUGUACAAAAAAUACCCAGUGGUCUUCAAUGUGGGAACGUGCAUAAAUCAGAAUGGACCAGCCAUACCCGUUGUCUAUGACUUUGGAGAUAAAGACAAGACAGCAAAUUAUUACUCGCCUAAUGGAAAAAGUGAGUUUGAUCCUGGUUUUGUCCAGUUCCGAGUGAUAAACAACGAAAAAGCCCCCCUGGCAUUGUGCCCAGGUGUCAAAGUCAAGGGAUGCAAUUCAGAGCAUUACUGUAUUGGAGGUGGAGGAUUCAUGCCUGAACAGAGCCCCAGACAAUGCGGAGAUUUUGCAGGUCUGGAUUGGGAUGGCUAUGGGACACGCACAGGGUGGAGCGCAAGCAAAGAAAUCACUGAUGCUGCUGUGCUGAUCUUUUAUUAUUAAUAGAAUAGCAAAAGUUGU